AUGGUAGUAUCAAUCGCAACUUUUCUUGCCUUUGCCGCAUUUUUCAUCAUCGUAUAUUAUGGAAUCGAAUUUCUUAAACGAUUUAUUGAGAGAAAAUUUAAAAUCCAUAUUGGAUCAAUAGGUUUCUUAUCAAUCGACAACCUAUCUUAUUAUGAUGGGAAGAUUUCUGGUCCACACCAAACUCAACAUUCAUUUUAUAUUUCUUUAAAUAAAAUUCAUUUACAAAUUAAAAGACCAAAUGUGAAUCGUAAAACAUGGUUUACGAUUAUAAUUGAAGAUGCUUAUUUUAAAUUUUCUUCAAUAAAAAUAUUCUUACAAGACAUAGAACAAAGAGGAUUACAAGUAAGGAAGCCCAUUUUAAUUGCUGCUUUACUUCAAAAAGCUUGGUGGUUAUUCGCUUGGGUUGGUAAAUAUUUUUUGGGAAAAUUAUCAACGAUUCUAUUACAAUUUUUCUUGUCAAAAGUAGCAAAUUACGUUGAUAUAAAUGUUGGUAAUGUCAAUAUUUUAAUUGAAGAUUUGGGACAAUUUCAAAUUGAAGGAUGUACAUUUGGAAUGAGUUUUUUUGCAGAGUUUGAUAAAAAAUCUCAACAUAUUAGUAGUAGUAAUAAUUUACAAGAACAAUAUUCAUUACGAAAUCAUCACAAAUUCUUAAUUGUUUCUAUCUCAUUCUCAUCAUUAUCAAUUCGUAAAAUUGAAACAGAUAAGAAUCCGUGGAAUAUAUCUCCAACUAUUUUUCUUAUUCAUACAACCGAAAUAUUUUUAUCUUGUUAUCUUUCUCCCGACUGCACAUCGCUUAUAUCUUUUGAUAUUAACAUUUACCUAAAUCGAAUAUAUAUUAGUGUAGAUUCCAUAAUUGGUUUAAUCAAAGUCAUUCAAUCAAAGAUUCCUCCACCAUUAGAUGAUUCACCACAAUCAAUAAUAAGUUUCAUGAUUGAUAAUUUAUUGGAUUCUUCAUUAGACAAAAAAAUGAGUAUGAAUCUUAAGGUGAACCUUAUUGACAUUAAAUAUGAAUUUUCAGGAUUGGAUAAUCAAAGAUCUCCUUUAACCGCUCGAUCGUCAAUUGAAGAAUUUUCUGUUUCACUGAAACAAAAUAAUAUCAUCCAUUUACUAAAUAAUCAACAGAGAUCAACUGAAGAAAUCAUCCCCAUAAAAUCGAUCGAAUUUUCCGUUGAUCAUAUUCAUGGGAAUCUUGUAGAUCAUCAUCAUAAUACUUCCCGAAUUAAAGUGGAACAAGUUGAAAGUAAUAUAUUGAUUUUAUUAAUAUUUCAACCACUCAACUCAACUGCAGAUGUUGAUCCAAUUUCAUUAUCAUUAAACGGGACUUUCAACGUUUUAUCCCCCGAAAUAUCCUUGAAUUGUAAACAAUUUGAUGCUAUUAGAAGCAUCAUACUUGGUCUUGAAGAAAAAAGUUCAUCACCAAAUAUUACGGAAUCAAGGUCCGCAUUGAUUUAUAAUUUAGUCUUAAACUUUAAAUCUCGUAAUAUGAAAUUAUAUAUUUUCGAUUAUAAUUUAACCCUGAAUCGUUCUUUAGAAUUUAAUUUAACAUUUUCUGCUUUAGGUCUUCUGAUUUCAAUCAAUGAUAAAAAUGAUUCUAGAGCUUGUACUAUAUCUGUAAUAUCAGAAAAUUUUCAAGUGGACAUUAGUUGGAUAAUUAAUCAACCACUUUUCCUUCAAAUUCUCCGGCAUUACAAACAAAUUCGUCUACAAUUAUCAAAAAUUUCCACGAAAUUUGUCCUUCGCGAUGCACUUUUACGUCUGGUGGAUCAAUAUAUUGAAUUCUUCCAGUCAAUGGCAUUUGAUCAUUUGGAAUAA
Molecule: messenger RNA, 1812 nt
Organism: Funneliformis geosporum
Lineage: Eukaryota; Fungi; Glomeromycota; Glomeromycetes; Glomerales; Glomeraceae
Source: the annotation of a GenBank genome assembly